Messenger RNA from Ichthyophthirius multifiliis, 473 nucleotides. RefSeq lists its product as hypothetical. The transcript has 5 exons. The record is from RefSeq and is a predicted model, not a curated record. NCBI's taxonomy places the organism in Eukaryota, Ciliophora, Oligohymenophorea, Hymenostomatida. The annotation marks the transcript as partial.
AAAGUGAAGAAAAAUGUUUCUAAGAUGAUUUUCCUGAAGAAAUAUUUGUUUUUGGAUAAGCAAAAUUAAUUGAUUAAUUGCCUGGAGUAGAUAAAGAUUCUUUAUUAGAUGGUGUUAAUAUAACAGUAUUAGAUCCUAAUAAUGAAGUAGUUAUUUAAAAAUUAGUUACUUUUGGUGGUAAUUAUAAAAUUUGCUUAUUAACUACAACAAGUCAUUGGGUCAAAUAAAAUUAAUAAAUUCGUUUUAGUUUGAGAAUAAUAGUAGGAGAAUAAGAAAAUGAUAUUAAAAAUGCUGCUAGUGAAAAACAUAUUAAUGAAAUUCAAGAAAAACUUUAAUUAAUAAAAAAUCAUACAUCAGAUUAUGCAGAUUAUAAUUUCUUGAAUUAUUCUAUAGAAGAUUAAUUAACAUAAGCAAAUUUUAAAAUUAAUAAAAGAUGCAUUGUAUUAGAUUUUUUCUUUAAAGAAAUUUAUUGA